Aptenodytes forsteri (emperor penguin) is the source of this 11844-nucleotide messenger RNA. RefSeq names its product pecanex homolog 1 (Drosophila) (gene PCNX1). The transcript is spliced from 36 exons. NCBI's taxonomy places the organism in Eukaryota, Metazoa, Chordata, Aves, Sphenisciformes, Spheniscidae. Gene Ontology annotation, cellular component: membrane. The coding region runs from base 10 to 6954 and encodes 2314 amino acids. The record is from RefSeq and is a predicted model, not a curated record.
CCUUCUUCCAUGAUGAUAGUAGCUGUCUACUGCCCGGUGAUAGCAGCUCUCUUUAUCGUUUUGAAGAUGGUGAAUUACCGUUUGCACAGGGCACUGGAUGAGGGAGAAAUUGUGGAGAGGAAUGCUAGUGAGCAUAUGGACAGAGGUGCAAAAACAGAACAAAGCAAUGUUUCAGCCAAGAGAAAAGACAGCAACGGGCCCAGUGACCCUGGUGGAGGGAUUGAGAUGUCAGAGUUCAUACGAGAAGCAACUCCCCCUGUUGGCUGUAGUUCACGCAAUUCUUAUGCUGGGGUAGAUCCAAACAACCAGGUUGGAUCUGGGUUAUCUCGUCUGGGAACAGCAGCAACCAUCAAAGGAGAUACUGACACUGCCAAGACCUCUGAUGAUAUCAGUUUAAGUCUUGGCCAGAGUUCUAGCCUAUGUAAAGAAGGGAGUGAAGAACAAGAUUUGGCAACUGAUCGGAAGCUUUUUCGUCUGGUGUCGAAUGACUCGUUUGUCUCCAUCCAACCGUCAUUAUCAUCUGGACAGGAUUUGCUGAGAGACAACAGUGACAAAGUGUGCCUCUCGAACAACCAGCUUGUGGACCAGUCUAAAACCAGUGCAUGUGACACAGAAGUAGCUUCGCUUGUAACUCUGCAUUCUCACUCCUAUAGGAAGGAUCAUAGACCACGAGGUGUACCAAGGACUUCUAGUUCUGCUGUCGCUUUUCCAGAUGCUUCACUAAAUGACUUCCCUCUCUAUCAGCAAAGACGAGGACUAGAUCCUGUCAGUGAGUUAGAAGCUUCCAAGCCCCCUUCUGCAUCCAGAGAGUCCUUGGCUGAGAACUCUUGCAUUUCAGGAGUUUUUCAAUUAGAUGACAUUCUGAAAAGUAGCAGCCCUCAACCAUUGGCUAAGAGUGGGAAGAGCAAAUCCUUGAAAGCAGACAAAAGUGUGGACAGUCUGAGAAGCCUGAGUACUAGAAGCAGUGGUUCAACAGAAAGCUACUGCAGUGGGACUGAUCGUGACACUAACAGUACCAUCAGUAGCUAUAAAAGUGAACAUACUAGCUCAACGCAUAUAGAAAGUGUGUUGUCAGAGCACGAGGAGGAAUCUCCUAGAGAAGAAAAAAAGGAUGGUAAGAAAAAAGACUGUGGUGUUGACUCAGAGGAUGACAGUAGUUCUACUGACAAAAGGACUAGUAGCGAACGGACUGCUGUGGAAGUGAGCACUAACAGUGGUGUUCAAGAGGUAAAGGGUUCUAAUGCAUCUGAUGAGAUGCACAGUCAGAAGUGUCUUGGUGCCUCUGCUUCAGAAGAGGCCAAUAAGAACCCACAUGCCAAUGAAUUGACUACGCAAGCUGACAGGCCACCUGGGAAGGCUGCUGAACAGAGAGAUGAGCAGACUGAGAAACUAGCUGUCUUAUUAGAUUCAAGGGCUUCUAAAGAAACGAGUGGAAAACAAAAAGAAGGAGAUGUUCGACCAAAAUCUUCUAGUUUAAUACAUCGAACAGCCUCUACCCACAAGUCUAGCCGGAGAAGGACAGGAAAAAAGCGGGCUAGUAGUUUUGAUUCAAGUCGGCACAGGGAAUAUGUUUCCUUCCGAGGUGUAUCUGGUACUAAACCUCACAGUGCUGUGUUUUGUCACGAUGAGGACUCCAGUGAUCAAAGUGACUUGAGCAGGACAUCAAGUAUGCAGUCAGCUCACCAGUUCAGCAGUGAUAGCUCUUCCAGCACCACCUCCCAUUCAUGCCAGUCUCCUGAGGGAAAGUACAGUGCUCUAAAGACCAAAUAUGUUUCUAAAGAACGUGGCGGCACAGACCCUGAAAAUGCUCACAAAACCCAUGUAAGCUCUGAAGGAAUUAGCAAAAAACGAUCUACACGUCGGACUUCUAGCACAAACAGUGCCAAGAAUCGUGCCAGAGUGUUAAGCCUGGACAGUGGUACUGUAGCUUGUUUAAAUGACCCAAAUAGUUUAAUGGCACCAGGUAACAUAAAACAGUUAACCACUUCAAAAUCUGAUUUGGAAGCCAAAGAAGGAGAGGUGCUAGAUGAGCUAUCUCUGUUGGGAAGGGCUUCACACUUAGAGUCAGUCACUCGUUCUAGGAAUAGCUUACCAAGCCAGACUACGUUUCCUGAAGGGGAAGAGCAAGAAUCAGCAAGUGGAGCAGCACAAGCCAGCGAGGAGACUGUCACAUUUCGUCGUGAACGCAGCACAUUUAGGCGUCAGGCAGUACGACGCCGGCACAAUGCAGGGAGUAACCCUACCCCUCCUACAUUGCUCAUCGGAUCACCCCUCAGCCUUCAAGAUGGUCAGCAAGGCCAGCAGCCCUCCUCCCAGGUCAGAGUGCAGUCCCGCCCCCCUUCCCAGGCAGCUGUGCUCGGCGCUAGCGCCUCCUUGCUGGUGAGAAAUGGGAGUGUCCACUUAGAAGCAUCACAUGCCACUGCAUCUGCUGUAGGCGGUAGCAGUUUGCACGAUGAACUUGGUAAGUUCAGUUCUACACUCUACGAGACAGGGGGCUGCGACAUGUCACUUGUGAACUUUGAGCCAGCUGCAAGAAGAGCAUCCAACAUCUGUGACACGGACUCUCACGUAUCGAGUUCUACCUCAGUUCGCUUUUAUCCACAUGAUCUACUUUCUCUUCCUCAGAUCAGGUUGAACAGGCUGCUAACCAUGGAUACAGAUCUGCUGGAGCAGCAAGAUAUUGACCUGAGCCCUGACCUUCAGGAUCACAUGCAACCUCAAGAGGAAGCAGCUCAAAAAGUCAAGCAGUACUAUCGCUUUUGGAUUCUGCCUAAGCUUUGGAUUAGCAUCAAUUUUGAUAGAUUAACUCUUCUGGCUUUAUUUGAUAGGAAUCGUGAGAUCCUUGAAAACGUGUUAGCUGUCAUCCUAGCUAUUCUAGUUGCAUUUCUGGGCUCUGUACUUCUUAUAGAGGGCUUUUUCAAGGAUAUUUGGGUCUUCCAGUUCUGCCUGGUAAUAGCCAGUUGUCAGUACUCGCUGUUGAAGAGUGUUCAGCCAGAUUCUUCUUCCCCUCGACAUGGUCAUAAUCGUAUCAUAGCCUAUAGUAGGCCUGUAUAUUUCUGUUUAUGUUGUGGUCUUAUUUGGCUGUUGGAUUAUGGCAGCAGAAACAUAUCUACAACAAGAUUCAGGUUGUAUGGAAUGGCUUUCACCAACCCAUUGCUGCUGCUGUCAGCCAGGGACUUAGUUAUAGUGUUUACACUAUGUUUCCCUAUAGUAUUCUUCAUUGGUCUCCUGCCUCAGGUGAAUACAUUUGUGAUGUAUCUCUGUGAACAGCUGGAUAUUCAUGUCUUCGGUGGCAAUGCUACCACAAGCCUGCUUGCAGCACUUUACAGUUUUAUCUGUAGUAUUGUGGCAGUAGCAUUGUUGUAUGGACUGUGCUAUGGUGCCCUGAAGGAUUCUUGGGAUGGGCAGCAUAUUCCAGUUCUCUUCUCCAUAUUUUGUGGUUUGUUAGUGGCAAUAUCGUAUCAUCUCAGCAGACAAAGUAGUGACCCUUCUGUACUUUUCUCUUUAGUGCAAUCAAAAUUUUUUCCUAAUUCUGAAGACAAAAACCCUGAGGAUCCUCUGUCUGAAGUAAAAGAUCCUUUACCUGAAAAGCUUAGAAAUUCUGUGAGUGAACGAUUGCAGUCUGACCUGAUUGUGUGUAUAGUCAUUGGUGUACUCUAUUUUGCAAUUCACGUCAGUACAGUAUUUACAGUUUUACAGCCUAUUUUAAGUUAUGUUCUCUAUGCAUUGGUGGGUACGGUAGGCUUUGUGACCCAUUAUGUUCUGCCUCAACUCCGAAAGCAACUUCCUUGGCAUUGCUUUUCUCACCCGCUGCUGAAAACCAAGGAAUACUAUCAGUUUGAAGUCCGAAAUGCUGCACAUGUUAUGUGGUUUGAGAAACUUCACAUUUGGCUCCUUUUUGUAGAGAAGAACGUUAUCUAUCCACUGAUAGUCCUCAAUGAGCUUAGUAGCAGCGCUAAGAAUAUUGCUAGUCCAAAGAAACUGGAUACUGAGUUGGGUGCUUUAAUGAUCACAAUAGCUGGCUUGAAGUUACUGCGUUCAUCAUUCAGUAGCCCAACGUGCCAGUAUGUCACUGUUAUUUUCACAGUGCUCUUCUUUACUUUUGAUUACAAAAGUUUUACUGAGACCAUGCUGCUAGAUCUCUUCUUCAUGUCCAUACUCUUCAGCAAGCUUUGGGAACUCUUUUAUAAAUUGAGAUUUGUAUAUACCUACAUUGCUCCCUGGCAGAUCACAUGGGGAUCUGCCUUCCAUGCUUUUGCCCAGCCCUUUGCUGUGCCACAUUCUGCAAUGUUGUUUGUCCAAGCAGCUGUGUCAGCUUUCUUCUCUACUCCACUGAAUCCUUUUCUGGGAAGUGCAAUAUUCAUCACUUCAUAUGCCAGGCCUGUCAAAUUCUGGGAAAGAGACUACAACACAAAGCGUGUGGAUCAUUCAAAUACAAGACUGGCUUCACAGCUUGAUCGAAAUCCAGGUUCAGAUGAUAACAACCUGAAUUCAAUCUUCUAUGAACAUUUAACCCGUUCUCUUCAGCACAGCCUGUGUGGAGACUUGCUGUUGGGUCGGUGGGGAAACUAUAGUACUGGGGACUGCUUCAUCCUAGCCUCUGACUACCUCAAUGCACUAGUACACCUUAUAGAGAUAGGAAAUGGCUUGGUCACCUUCCAGCUGAGGGGGCUUGAAUUCAGAGGAACUUACUGCCAGCAACGAGAAGUAGAGGCCAUCACUGAAGGUGUAGAGGAAGAUGAAGGUUUUUGUUGCUGUGAACCAGGCCACCUUCCUCAUAUGCUUUCCUUUAAUGCUGCCUUUGGGCAGCGUUGGCUGGCUUGGGAAGUGCUUGUGACAAAGUAUGUUCUGGAGGGUUAUAGCAUCACUGACAACAGUGCAGCUUCCAUGCUUCAAGUCUUUGAUCUCCGGAAAAUUCUCACGACUUAUUAUGUGAAGGGAAUCAUCUAUUAUGUCACAACAUCCCCCAAGCUAGAGGAAUGGUUAGCUAAUGAGACAAUGCAGGAGGGACUGCGGUUGUGCACAGACCGCAAUUAUGUUGAUGUAGACCCAACAUUUAACCCCAAUAUUGAUGAGGAUUAUGACCACCGUCUUGCAGGGAUCUCAAGAGAGAGUUUCUGUAUGAUAUAUUUGAACUGGAUAGAAUAUUGCUGCUCUCGAAGAGAAAAGCCACUGGAUUCAAGUAAAGACUCGCCCCUGGUGACAUUGUGUUAUGGACUGUGUGUUCUAGGGCGGAGAGCAUUGGGAACAGCUUCACAUCAUAUGUCUAGUAAUCUGGAAUCCUUCUUGUAUGGCUUGCAUGCCCUAUUUAAGGGUGACUUCCGUAUAUCUUCAAUUAGAGAUGAAUGGAUCUUUGCUGACAUGGAAUUGCUGAGGAAAGUAGUGGUUCCUGGAAUACGGAUGUCACUUAAGCUACAUCAGGAUCACUUCACUUCUCCAGAUGAAUAUGAUGAUCCUUCUGUCCUUUAUGAAGCCAUAACAACGCAUGAAGAAAAUCUAGUUAUAGCACAUGAAGGGGACCCUGCUUGGCGGAGUGCAGUUCUUUCCAACUCUCCCUCCCUCCUUGCUCUGCGUCAUGUGAUGGAUGAUGGCACCAAUGAAUAUAAAAUCAUUAUGCUGAAUAAGCGCUAUCUCAGUUUCAGGGUCAUUAAGGUGAAUAAGGAGUGUGUGCGUGGCCUGUGGGCAGGACAACAACAGGAGCUUGUCUUCCUGCGUAAUCGUAAUCCAGAAAGAGGAAGUAUCCAAAAUGCAAAACAAGCUCUGAGGAACAUGAUCAACUCCUCUUGUGACCAGCCAAUUGGAUACCCAAUCUACGUCUCACCUUUGACUACUUCCUAUUCAGAUAGUCAUGAACAGCUUAAGGAGAUUCUCGGGGGAGCUAUCAGUUUAGGAAACAUCAGAAACUUCAUAGUGUCCACAUGGCACAGACUAAGGAAAGGUUGUGGAGCUGGCUGCAAUAGCGGUGGAAAUAUUGAAGAUUCAGAUGCUGGAGGUGGAGCUUCUUGCACAAGUAACAAUGCAACUAUCAAUGAGUCGCAGAGCAGCAUGUCGCAAGGAGGAGGGAAUGUAACUACAGGGCAGGGACCUGGAGCAGUACAGCACCCUCCUGUUGCAGCUCAUCCCACAACUCUUCCUGCAGCUCAUCCACCAACUCAUCCCUCCACUUUGGGCACCAGUCACAGCUCUCACUCUGUGCAGUCAAGCCUUGUCAGACAUUCCCCUGCCCGUGCCUCAGUAGCUAGCCAUUCAUCUUAUUGCUACGGCAGUCGUCAUUCAUCUCUUCGCACAUCCACAACAGGCUUUGUGCCUUGUCGGCGCUCUUCCACCAGUCAGAUAUCCCUUCGUAACCUCCCAUCAUCCAUCCAGUCCCGCCUAUCUAUGGUGAACCAAAUGGAAUCUACUGGCCAGACUGGGGUCAGCGCGCAGCAUGGACUGCCCUCUUCUAGCAGCUCCAGCCAAAGCAUCCCAGCCUGUAAACAGCAUGCCCUUGCGGGCUUUCUAGGGACAGAAGGAGGGAGUAGUGCAACUGAAACUCAGUCAGGUGGUAAUGCAAGCCCUGCAAAUCAAAUGCAAGCCAAAAAGGAUGACGUUAUUUACAGAAUCCAGGAAGAAGUUUUCAGGAGUUUUCUCCUGCUGCCCCUGUGGAAAGGCCAGUUUACUUCAAAACAUGGGUUAAUGGAUCCCAGUCAAGUACUGGAAGGGAUCAACGUGUCAAAAAGGAAAGAGCUGCAGUGGCCGGAUGAGGUGAUACGGCUAAAAGCUGGAAGAAACAGCUGGAAAGACUGGAGUCCUCAGGAAGGCAUGGAAGGCCAUGUGAUUCACCGCUGGGUGCCUUGCAGCAGAGAUCCAAGUAGUCGGUCCCAUAUAGAUAAAACCAUCCUGCUGGUUCAAAUCGAAGAUAAAUAUGUUGCUGUUGUUGAAACUGGAGUCCUUGAACUUGGGGCUGAAGUGUAAAUCUCUUUGAGAUUGAAACUUACCCUUCUCCAACAGUUCAGAAGAGAGAAGGGUCCAGAAAAAGCAGCUCCCAGGACAUGAAACUUUGGUCCGGUUGUAGGAAAGGACUUGAAACACAGAUUUGUCUAAGUCACUUUCCCCAAAUAAACAAGUGUAAGAAAUUUUUUUAAGUUGUUAGCUGCUGAAGAAACAUUUGCAUGAAGGAUAGAUUUGUUGAGACAUAUCUUUUUGUUUAUAAAUUUUGUUUAUGCAUUGCGUAAUGCUUUAAAUCAACAAACUUUUCAGUUUUAAGAUCAGAGCACCUCAUAUUUUUCUAAUUGUUUUGCCAAAAAAUGCCAUGUCUUGUCACAGAGUGCGUGGAAUUCAUCCACCUUAUUUUAAAGAAAUUGACUACAAACCUUCAGUUUGGUGAAACAGUGUAAGGGUUCCAGGUGUGGCAAGAAGAGACUGAACAGAUGUAUAGAUUCUUAUUCCUUAUGAGCUAAACAUUAAUGAGAACUGCACUAAUUUUUUUACAGCAAUGCACUAAAAACAACCCUGAGAUUGCUGAAUUUAUUUAUAUAUAUAAAUAUAACUAUAUAAAAUACCAUUAUUUAAAUUGCCUUUGGGAUUAAUCCCCUCCCUCUCCAUAUACAUGUUGAUGGUAAGGGCUGUGCCAUGGGUUUGGUUCUAUGUUCUGUAUUUCGUACAAGUGCAUUUGCUGCAUCCUCUUCACAAUAAAUGGUAAAAUAACAAAUAUAUAGAAAAGCACCUGAGUAUCCCUGUACUACAUCAGACUCUAUUGUGGUGGCAGUGGUACCUCAAAUCUGUACAACAUGUCUAGCUUUAAAGUGGACCCCAAUAUACUACCUUUCAUCUGUCCUCCAUUUGCUAGCCAUGGCAACUUUGCUUCUUUACACCCAGAGCUGGCUAUGUUGUUUCAUUGGCUCUUCUCUGGCAGAGACAGUUGUUCAAGUUUUGUAGGGGGGAGGUGCAGGUCCAUGAUUACUUCAUGGAUGCUUGAAGGUUUUUUCGAUUCCAUCCAAUUUAAAAAGAAAAAAAACAACAACAAAACCCGAAAAACCAAACCAAAACAAACAAACAAAACAACAAAAACUUGACUUCAGCUUUUAAAGAGUUUUUAUAGAAGGCACAGCCCUAAACUUGUAUCACUUUUGCCACCUUGCCUUUUCUUUCCCUUUAGUCUUCAUUCUUUUCUAUGACUUGAAUUUUAUUUUCUGUGAUUAUAUAUUCUAUGUAAGUGUAAUUUGAGUAUUUAUAACUGUGAAGCUGAAUUAUUCAUGUGUUGCAUAUCCUAGGUUUUAUUGUAUUUUUUUUAAAAGUGUGUAUUCAGGGAAACAAGUAACUCAGAACUAUCAUGGGAGUGUGAGAGGGAAACUGGUUUGUUCUUGACUUGCAGUUCCUAUGACUCACUUCUCUUAAUCCGUAAGAAAAAGAUGUACCUGUUGUGAUUGUUUCCUGUUUCUGACCUGUAACUAUGUAGGACUCUGUGGGGAAACUGCACACAGUCCUAGCUUUUGGGAGCAGCCAUCUUCUUCCCAGUCACCUCCACUUCUUUAUAUGUAACAUAACCAGAAGAGACUUCUGAUACACCACAGAGGUUAUUGUAAUUAUUUCUCUGACAUCAGAGAAACCUUGUCCAUUAUGUACCUAAUGUAAGAGUGAAAUUAUAUGGGUUGAGAAGAAAACAAAGGAAGAAACAGCUACCUAAGAGAUAUUGGUAUUCCGACUCAAGUCACUGUAUGCCAUCUAGACAUGGAAGGGUAAGUUUGUGUGCCUGGUAGCUAGUCAAUUCUAGACGCUGUUCCCAGCAAAUUAUACUGGGACCUUGCUUACAUCAUAUACUAUGCAAACUUGUACUCGAAGUACUGUGCAUCUUACAGUUGAAUAUUGCUAUUUGGUUUAUGCAUAUGCAGUCCCAUUUAAUCUUGGUAUAAAUGCACAGUUCUGGAUCUGCUACUGUUGAAAUAAUUUUGCUGUUCCAUGUAGUUUAUCACAUGUGCACAUUAUAGUGUAGUUGAAUUCAUCUCCUGCAUAUCUGAAAACGUAGUACAAUAGAUGAACCUUCUUCAGCAGUCUGGUGAUGUUGCUGUCAGGAAUGAAGAAAACAUGUAAGUUUUGAAUUGAAGGUGUUUUUGUUAAGGUUUUAUUCUGUGUCCUUCCCUUCAGGUAAUUGCAGGGUUUCCUGUAUCACUAGGAAUAUUGCUUCAUUUUAGAAAGAGGAAUUUGUUUGAAAAUAGGCCCCCAUUUGAUAUUAGUUGCACGAGGCUUUUUUCCUGUACUGAAGCCUUGAGGUAAACAAAUGACUGACAAACAAAAGACAUAGGGUUGUUUUGGUUUUGUUUUGUUUUUAAAACUUGACUGAAGCAACUUUCAGUAUGCUAACCCUGGCUCUGAACAAUCUCUUUCACCCUCUUCAGGGCAAGAUAAUGGCAAUGUCCAUGGCUGGUAAUAGACAUGAUAGGAAUUAAUGGCUUGUUAACACGAAAAUUCUAGAGAAUAUGUAACUGCCUGGAAUUCGAUCAGCAGAUGGGGGAAAAAGAAAGGCUUUUUUUAAGAGGCAAUGAGAAUCGAUGGAUCUUUCUAUUUAUUUUUUUAAUCUUAAAGGUUUUGGUGUGUUGCCUUCAGGAGAUGGAUUUUAAUGUGGCCAGUUAACAGGUUAAUACCUUCUUUCAGAUAUUCAGCAAACACCUGUUGCGAAGCCAUUCACAUAAUGCUCGUACGUAUUCCAGAUCUGCUCAACAGAAGCCACCUAGUUGAAAUUUCGCUCUUCCAUAAGGCUUUGGAAAAUUAACUUUUUUUAAAGUUUUCCUGCAUUCAGAACUUUUAAGAUUAAUGUAUGAUUUUGUGUUGGUUUGUGCAAAGUUUGUCUUAGUUUUCACUGUGCAAGUGACAAAACCGUGUUUGUUUUCUUCUAGCUCCCCACAGGAUAGAUCUGUCUAUGGAAACCUCUGUUCCAUUUGGAGAUAAUUUCAUCUUUUGUUUUCUUUUCUUUGGCCUUUGUCUUGAUGUGCAAUAUUUUUCUCCUGUUGUGAGUAUGGAAAAGAUGGGUAUUUUCAAAUUAGUCCUGUCAGUCCAGAUUGAGCUCAGCAUAGAGCAGAUUUUUUUUUUAUCUUCGUAAGCUUUCAUGAAAACCCAUUCUAGAUGAGUGCUUUAACUCUUUCCACUUGCAUUGUGUGAUAUUCUCUUGCCAUAAGAACAUUCCAGUUGAGUCCUGUUGGUUUAGCUUCCAGGUAGAUCCCAAUCUAUUUUGUUUCUCUCAGAUUUCUUUGAAGGUGACAUCUCUGUGUACAUAUGUAAGGACUUACUGCUCCCUACAACAAAUAAUUACAGAAAAGUGCUUGAAAACCCCACUAAUCAGAUUAUACCCACUGGUAAAAAGGGCUGCUACUUAAUUUUUUAAAACUUCUUCCUAUUUCACCUCCCUAUGAAAUCUCUUAAAAUAUUCUGAUUAAAACAAACAAAACCCUAAAAUGUGUAUGUGACACCACUGAUGACACCUAGACUUCUGUGCCACUUGCACUGUGUGAUACUUGCGAUGAAUUCUGGGGAUCUUUCUCGUGAUUCAGCGUUUAUGAAAUGAUUUCAGAGUUGGGGGAGAGCAAGGGGGAAGAUGAUUAUGAUGAUGAUGACGAUUUUUUUUUUUUAAGGCAAUUCCAUGUAGGUUGAAUGGUCCUACAGCCACUUUGCCUGGGACAUUUGGCAUGUUUGAGUGGUGAUCUCAAUUUUCCAGUCGGCUGUGUGGUUCAUCACCAGGCAUUCCUUGCCCCCAUGUUCACAACCCCUCUGGGAACUGAAGAACUCUUACGAGAAGCCUAGAUGACUGGUGAGGUGAAAGAUGAAGACUUGGGGCACAGGUCCAUGCCCUUGGCUGUUUGGCAAGUGGCCAUAAAGCCUGGUCUGGACUAGGGUGUGAGGGGUGAGGGGGGAGAAGAGAUGCCUUACAGUUGGAUUCAACUUCAGAUCGUUUCUCUGAUGCACACGCCACCGUACGACCUAGGAGUGUAGAUACAGAGGCGCUGCUUUAAAGAUCUUUCUCAAUUACAGAACUCUCCAUUCACAAAAUGGAGCAGGAUGGAUUGCAUUUCUUACCGUUAACAAUAUUAUUCAAAUAUUCUUCAACUUAUAUUGGAUUUCGGGUUAUACCACCACAGGUUUUAUGUACUUAAUUUUAUUAAGGAAUUUUAUACCUAUUAUAUAGGCAUCUAUUCUUUUCUUGUCUGGCUUGCUAUUUCAUAAUCUAAUGCAGUACAUUCAGUGGCGCUGGACUCUUUCAGAAAUUAUACUGAUUACUGGUGCCUUAGUAAAAAAGUGGGUACGUAACACCUUGGUGGAAAGUAAAGCAUGUGGCUUGUUUCACCCCAGCAUGAUAUGCAUAUUUCCAAAAAGGUGAUUAAGAUGGCUGCUCCAAAAGAUUUUGGGAGUAUACAUACAUCACAUGGUCACAAACAUCUGAAUAUGAGCAAUUUUUAUGACUUCUGGUAUGUAGAGUUUGAAUAGGUAAUCCCAGUAUACCUAGUCCACAACUCUGAAAGAUGGUGAUCAAAUAGCUGGAUAUGUUAAUUUGUUACACAGAUGCCCCCAAUAAGCUGCUGGUUAGGAAAUGGAGGGAGAGGGGAGUAGAGCAUAAAUGAGAGGAUGGCUUGGGUUUUUAAUGGACAAUGAAAACAUAUAUUGCCUCUACCAGCAAACAGAUACCUUGCCAGGGAUAGGGAUAUAUGUACCUGCGUGUCUGUGAGUGUGUAUGUGUCUGCGUGUGUUAUUGGAAACAGCCUGUAAAUAUUGUAGCUGUUUAAAAUGGAAAAGGCAGAGAGUUUUUUGCAACAUGUUGCAGCAAAAGGACAGUAUUGACAGUGGAGAAACACUGAGAAAUAAAAAAACCUUUUUUCA